CACCUCACUCUGCACCAGCCACGCCCACUCAUCAGACUCACACUCCUGUCACUCAUUCUCUCUCCCCUGCCUACUGAAGCCUUACACCUGCAGCUGAUCAAUCAGCUGAUCAGCUGCACUAUAUCAGGCCUCCCUCCACACACACACUUUGUCUGGCCUCGUCAAUGCUGUAUGAAGGACCCAGCCAAAGACUCGCGCCCUCGCCUGCUCUUCAGUAUUUGUUGGAUUCAUCCUCCUUCUGUGUACCGUGACCGAAGGCCAGACUAGGUAAUGCAGCCUCCAAAUGCAGACCCCUUCCGGGAGCUUGUGAAUGAGUUUCGCCAGGCCCUCACAGCUGCACUAGCCCACCCUGCUCCUCCACCAGCAGUCCCCUCCAGCCCAGUAGUCAACCCCACGCCCUAUUCUGGUGCACCCGAGGGAUGUAAGGGCUUCCUCCUGCAAUGCUCCCUGGCCCUGGAGAUGCAAGCACACCGGUUUCCAACAGGGCGAUCUCGAAUUGCCUACAUCAUCUCUUUGCUCUCUGGGCGUGCCUUGCAAUGGGCAGAAAGUGUAUGGAGCCUCGAUGGCCCUGCGACGACUUUGUGGAGCGUUUCGCGGAAGUGUUUGCCAGAGGGUGAUUCAUCGGCCCAGGCCCAGUUGAAUGCUUUGAGGCAAGGAAAACGAUCAGUCACCGGUGCGCCUCCAGCUCCCGAAGACCCGCUGUGCGACCCCCUUCAACAUCCACUCCAUAAACCUGGUGAUGCUGCUGAUCCCCCAGUACCGCUUCUGCUGGACGAGGGUUCGGUCUAUGCCAUCAACGAGAUCCUUGACUCUCGCCGUCGCAGGGGCCGUCUGGAAUACCUAGUCGACUGGGAGGGUUACGGCCCAAAGGGUCACUCCUGGGUCAGCCGUGAUUACAUCUUGGAUCCCACGAUGCUCGCUGAGUUCCAUCAAACCCACCCCAGUCGACCAGCCCCUCGCCGUCGAGGCCGUCCAUGUCGCCGGGCACCCUCGUCCUCAGAAGCGCCCCCUGGAGAGGGGGGUACUGUCACAGCUUUGCCAGGUUCUUCAGCAGCACCUCACUCUGCACCAGCCACUUCCCCAGCCACGCCCACUCAUCAGACUCACACUCCUGUCACUCAUUCUCUCUCCCCUGCCUACUGAAGCCUUACACCUGCAGCUGAUCAAUCAAUGCUGUAUGAAGGACCCAGCCAAAGACUCGCUCGCUCGCCUGCUCUUCAGUAUUCGUUGGAUUCAGUUAAGUUAUGGACUUAUGAACUUUGUUGGACGUUGCCCUCUAUCUUUAGUUGCCUUAGUCUGAUCUCUUGUGUGUUUGCUUUGGUUUGAAUUCUGGACCUGCAAGUACUUUUCUGUUUACCAUUCAAUAAAUCUCCAUCACCA
Molecule: messenger RNA, 1380 nt
Organism: Alosa sapidissima (American shad)
Lineage: Eukaryota; Metazoa; Chordata; Actinopteri; Clupeiformes; Clupeidae
Exons: 4
Coding region: 271-1143 (290 amino acids)
Source: RefSeq, a predicted model, not a curated record